Sorex fumeus (smoky shrew) is the source of this 699-nucleotide messenger RNA. RefSeq names its product brain specific homeobox (gene BSX). The record is from RefSeq and is a predicted model, not a curated record. Gene Ontology annotation, biological process: regulation of DNA-templated transcription. Bases 1 to 699 code for a protein of 232 amino acids. Gene Ontology annotation, molecular function: DNA-binding transcription factor activity, RNA polymerase II-specific; DNA binding. The transcript is spliced from 3 exons. NCBI's taxonomy places the organism in Eukaryota, Metazoa, Chordata, Mammalia, Eulipotyphla, Soricidae.
AUGAAUCUCAACUUCACUUCCCCGCUGCAUCCUGCGUCUUCGCAGAGACCCACGUCCUUCUUCAUCGAGGACAUCCUCCUGCACAAGCCGAAGCCUCUGAGAGAGGUGGCCCCCGAGCAUUUCGCCAGCUCCCUGGCCUCCCGGGUGCCUCUGCUGGAGUAUAGCUACCCCCUCAUGCCCACACCCACCCUCCUGGCUCCUCACCCCCACCACCCUCUGCACAAGGGGGAUCACCACCACCCCUACUUCCUCACCACCUCGGGGGUCCCGGUGCCCGCGCUCUUCCCGCACCCGCAGCACAGCGAGCUGCCCGGGAAGCACUGCCGCCGCCGCAAAGCUCGCACGGUUUUCUCCGACUCGCAGCUCUCCGGUCUGGAGAAGAGGUUCGAGAUCCAGCGCUACUUGUCCACGCCCGAGCGGGUGGAGCUGGCCACCGCGCUCAGCCUGUCUGAGACGCAGGUAAAAACGUGGUUCCAGAACCGGCGGAUGAAGCAUAAAAAGCAACUGAGGAAAAGUCAAGACGAGCCCAAAGGGCCGGAGGGGUCGGAGAGCCCCGAGGGCAGUCCCCGUGGCCCCGACUCUGCGCCCCCAGAGGCGCGGCUGGGCCUGCCCGCCGGCCACUUCGUGCUGACCGAGCCGGAGGAUGAGGUGGACAUCGGGGACGAGGGGGAGCUGGGCUCGGGCCCCAACGUGCUUUGA